GCAUGCGCGCGAAGAUAGUUAUGUCAGUGUGUCAAUUUACUGCGAUAUAAUUUGAAGGAGAAUCAUGUAACAGUUGUAAUCGUUAUUCUCAUGCGUGAUUCUUGUGUACGAUUACAUUGAAAAUUGACAAAUUCCACGUUUUUCUUAAUGUCAAGGACAUAAUGUUAAAGUACAUUCCUCUUAUCGCGAUAGUCAUUUUAACCUGUCUGUCACAGUCCGAGGCGCAAUAUGAUGACAAGAGAUGUAAAUGUAUCUGUCCGAGCCUCUCUUCCGUUAUAAAUACAACGCAAUCGUCCACGGAGCGUCUCACAUAUAUCAUAAAUGUUCCACCAUUACAAUGUAAAUGCGAGAGCGUUGUUCUACCAAAACUUGGAGAUCAGAUAAAGGGGAAAGAGGAAAUAUUUUGCCCGCGAUGUGACUGCAAAUAUGAAAAUAGGAACACAACUAUCAUUAAGAUUGUAGUAAUAAUAGUUAUAUGGGUUAUAUCACUAUUAGUGAUAUACAUGUUAUUCUUAAUUUGUUUGGAUCCAUUACUUAACAAGCGGAUACAUAAGGCUUCAGCAAAUAUUGGCUAUCAUGAACAUAACAAUGAAGAGGACGAUUCAUCUCUUGCACCUGGUACUUCUCACCCAAUGGGAGAAAGGGGCAAUGUUUUGAAUCGUGUUGGACAUCAACAGGAUAAGUGGAAACGGCAAGUUCGUGAACAAAGGCGGAAUAUUUAUGAUCGUCAUACUAUGUUGAAUUAAUAAUUAUGUUUUGUUAAGAAUAUAUAAAAUAUAGAAACUUUAGUUGUGACAAUUUGUUCAAUAUUAUGAAGUAAAUUUUCUACAAAAAAAAAUAUUUAUAUUGGUAAAAAUAUAUCCCAAUAGUAAAGAGAAUAUUAUUAAACAUUAGCAGAU
Camponotus floridanus (Florida carpenter ant) is the source of this 899-nucleotide messenger RNA. RefSeq lists its product as uncharacterized. The record is from RefSeq and is a predicted model, not a curated record. The transcript has 5 exons. Bases 162 to 746 code for a protein of 194 amino acids. Lineage: Eukaryota; Metazoa; Arthropoda; Insecta; Hymenoptera; Formicidae. Gene Ontology annotation, cellular component: lysosomal membrane.